Messenger RNA from Lontra canadensis (Northern American river otter), 1812 nucleotides. RefSeq names its product CD164 molecule (gene CD164). Bases 125 to 736 code for a protein of 203 amino acids. Gene Ontology annotation, cellular component: endosome; lysosome. The record is from RefSeq and is a predicted model, not a curated record. The transcript is spliced from 6 exons. Lineage: Eukaryota; Metazoa; Chordata; Mammalia; Carnivora; Mustelidae.
UCACGUGACCCCGGCGCGCUCUCGCGGGGGCCCAGACUCUCCGAGGCGGUGCCGCAGGGGACGGAGGGACAGACGGAGUAGAGUGCGCCGCAGCUUUCGCCCGAACACCAGUGCGGAGGACGUGAUGUCGGGGCUCUCCCGCCAGCUGCCUUGGGCUGCCGCCUGUCUGGCCGCGCUCUGUGUGCUGACCGCGGCUCAGAACCCCAGCCUGGAUCCGACUGUGACUGCGAUCCCGCUUUUACCGAACACCACCACCGCCAAAACGACAGUUCCGACGACGGUGACGACUCUUGCGCCGGUGACCAUUCCAGCACAAGAUACCUGUGAAAACCGCAGCAGCUGUGUUUCCUGUGUGAACGUUAGCCUUGAUAAUUCUACCUGCUUUUGGAUAGAAUGUAAAGAGAAAAGCUACUGUUCACGUAAUGCAACAGUUAGUGAUUGCCACGUGGUGAAUGGCACACAGUUCUGUUCUGCACCCAAGCCCACUCCGAUGCCAACGAAUUCUACAGCCAAAACCACCACCCUGCCAGCCACCUCAACCACCACCACCACCACAGCUCCUACAUCAGGUACAACUAAUACCACUUUAACUCCAACUUCACAACCCGGGAGGAAGUCAACCUUCGAUGCGGCCAGUUUCAUCGGAGGAAUUGUCCUCGUCCUGGGUGUGCAGGCUGUAAUCUUCUUUCUCUAUAAAUUCUGCAAAUCGAAAGAACGAAACUACCACACUCUGUAAACAGACCCAUUAAAUUAACGAGGACUGGUGUGUAACUCACUGAAACCAAAAUAUUCUCUUUCAAGAUGUCCCACGUGGAAGACGCUAUUCCAGGAUCUGUACACGUUCAAAGGAUGCAUAUAGGAUACUUGGGAGCAUCAUCUCGAAGAAAAAUCACUUAAAUCAUUUUGCUCAACAGGAAUAUUUAAAAUAUUCUGCAUGAAUCCUUGUGGCUGUCUUCUUUAUUUUCAAUGGCUGCUGCUGUGGGAUUAUGUUCUCUCUUCUUGACAUACCAAAUGUAACUCUGUAAGUGGUGGGAAGCAUUGUCCUGCACAGACACCUCAUGACUCUUCUGGCAGUUUAAAUUUAGUCAUUUUAAAGCCUGAAAGCUGCAUCAUUUUCAUCCUAUCUCAGGAUGUAGUUUAGUGACCAGAAUUGAGAAGAAUGUGCCAAAUGAGCAUCAGUCGGGUGGACUUUUGGCUGUCCUUUCAAAAGUGGAAUAAGUCGGUAAAUCUAGUAUCCUUAGAGUAAAUUGUAUCCUUAGCGUAAAAUUUUGUGCUUGUUAACAGUUAUUUUUUCUACAUUAGAAAUAAGAUGCCACACAGGGAAUUACAUUCCAGAUUUAAAGAAACGAAUGGAAAGGAUACAAACCAUUAAAAAGCAGGUUAUCAUUCAUACUUGCAAAGCACCUUAAAUCACUGAGAAAAUAAAGAACAGUGCCUUAAAAGACAGACUGAAAGGUAGGCUGUAACUUAAAAUGUUCCUGAUUUGUUCUUUCACAUUAAGGAGGGUAAAGGUUGGUCUGAUGAUCCAACUGUUGACGAGCUGUAGCAAACCUGCUUUUAGAUACCAUGCUGGUAAUAACCGAAAAUUUAACUAUUUUGUUUCAGACCUGAGCAAGUUAGGCUAAAGGAUGUUCUGCAAAGUUGAAAGCCUUCAUAUAUUGAACUUCCAACGUUUUUCUUAGGCUGUUAAAAAGUAUAAAGCUAAAGUUGAUUUUCUUACGUUUUUCCUUUGUACUUCAGGAAGUAUCCCCACACUGUUGUACCUUGAAAGGAUUUUUCACCAAGCUUCCUUGAAAAGUAACUUUUUUUUUU